Messenger RNA from Leptidea sinapis, 942 nucleotides. RefSeq lists its product as uncharacterized. The record is from RefSeq and is a predicted model, not a curated record. Gene Ontology annotation, cellular component: transcription regulator complex; nucleus. The transcript is spliced from 2 exons. Bases 1 to 942 code for a protein of 313 amino acids. Gene Ontology annotation, molecular function: DNA binding. NCBI's taxonomy places the organism in Eukaryota, Metazoa, Arthropoda, Insecta, Lepidoptera, Pieridae. Gene Ontology annotation, biological process: regulation of transcription by RNA polymerase II.
AUGGAAUUCGAUACCGAAAAAUUUACCAUCGAAAUCCAGAGUCAGCCAGCAAUUUGGAACACCAAAUUACCAGAGUAUUCUGAUAGAAUAUUAAAACAAAGAGCAUGGGAAGAGUUGGUGCAUAUUUAUCACGGUACGGAAUUGACAAAGGAGGAAAAACAAAAACUAGGUUUGAGUAUUCAAAAAAAAUGGAGAAAUAUUCGCGACUGUUUUGUGAAGGCCCAUAAAGCGAAAGAGACUAAGAGCGGAUCAGCGGCAAAAAAAAAGACUUCAUAUGUUUUCUACGAUAGUUUGUUAUUUUUAAAAGAUACUGUAACUGUCAAUAGCACAACGGGCAAUGUAACUACAGAAAAUGAAGAUGGUAACACAGCUAUGCAAAAUGAAGAAACACUUCCAUCAAAUACUUCAUGGGCACCAAAGCGAAGCAAGAAAAAUAAUAGUGAUGAUCUUAUCGGUAGAGAGUUGAAUAGAAAUUUAGAAAGAAAGAGUGUUGAAGAUGACGAGGAUCACCUGUUUUUCUUGUCUCUAGUAAAAGAAUUAAAAAAGAAUCCAGAACAUAUGCAAAUGCAAAGUAAAUUAGAUAUUUUAAAGGUAAUUAAAGAUGCGCAAAUUUUCAAUUAUUCGAACAUUGAUUAUCCAAGACCUAAUUCUUACCGGGGAUAUCAAACGUCACAUUAUUCUGGUAAUAGUCCCUAUUCUCACCGUACAAACUUCUCGGAGGUUGGACGAGGGAAUACCCAUCAUGGAUAUCAAACGGCACAGUAUUCAGGAAGUAAUGUCUACAUGCAGCCUGUGCAGUCAUCGGAGUUUGGACGAGACACGUCUCAAGAAAUUGUGAGGAGUCGGACGAAUGCACAAUCGCCAAUUUCAACUCAAAGCGAAAAAUCUCAGGAUAGUGAUUAUCUGGAACUUUUUAAUUCCAUCACUGACGAUGAUGCUUGA